UAAAGAUUUUUAGAGGGCAACGGGAACCCUUGGUGCGCGCCGAGGAUGAUGUGCACAAAGAGGCAUGGAAUAUGCAGAGGCGGCUGACGCGCACCCAUUCAUAGACUACUGUGUCUGUUACGAAGACAGUAAAAGAAUGUGUUGAUUUCACAAACGACAAAGUCUACGGAGCUGAAGUCAUAAAUGAGCAGCGACAAUGAAUCAAAACGAGAUGGAGAUGCAGGAGUUCCGACGGCGCUCUCACAGGCUGAGACUGUGGGGCGGUUUGAGGCAGCAGUGGAAGUUGCUGGGUCUGUUUGAGAUUGACCAGCAGCACCAGUUCUACAGCCUCACCUGCAUGAUGAAAGAGGGCCUGACUGCAGCUGUGCAGAACACCAUCGACAACCCGCCUCCGGAUGAACUGUCUGAAGAGGAUUUCAAACUGGAGGUUACUCAGAUACACAAGGGGUUCAGGAUGCAGACAUUUGCAGGGCCAGUGUUUGCCAGUCUGCGCCGUUCUCUGGGUCUGUCAGAGAAGGAUUAUCAGCACUCUCUCUCCUGCGAUGGCUGCUAUCUGCAGUUCAUAACCAACUCCAAGAGCAAGGCCGACUUCUUCCUCACGAAUGAUAAGCGUUUCUUCCUGAAGACGCAGAGUAAACAGGAGGUAAAGUUCCUCCUGUCCAACCUGAGGAUCUACAUAGAGCACUUCGAGCGAUACCCACACUCACUGCUCGUCAAGUUCCUGGGUGUCCACUGGAUCAAAGUUCCCCAUCGACGGAAGAAGUACUUCAUUGUAAUGCAGAGCGUAUUUUAUCCUGAUGAGCGGAUUGUUACCAGGUAUGACAUCAAGGGCUGUGAGGUGAGCCGCUGGACAGACCCUGCCCCUAAGGGGAGCCAGGUGAUCGUGGUGCUGAAGGACGUGAACUUUGAGGGCCAGUACAUCACUCUGGCCCAGCAGCGCUCCUGGCUGGUUCGCCAAGUGGAGAUUGACACAGCCUUCUUGGAGAGGCUCAACGUGCUGGACUACAGCCUGCUGCUGGCCCAUCAGCCCUUGCACCUUGAUGAGCGCAGUCAGAGCCUCUCAUUCGCCACCCUCAUCAUGCGCACCACCAAGUCCUGGUCUUUCUCAACCUCAAGACGAAUGACAGGCAGGUCAAUGAAUGCAGACACUCGCUCCUCCCUCGCGGGGGUCCCCUCUGGUCCAGCAGCAGACCCUGAGGAGGGUGCUGCUUUGCUGAAGCCGGACACAGUUAAUGACUAUGGGACGGAGCGCUGCCGGGCAACAGGGUCACCCAUCACGCCAGAAUCCCCGGACCCCGGGCUGCGACAGUUCCGGGCCCAGAACCGGCGACUGCUGCCCUGCUUCAAAAACCCGCUGCAUGUGAUCGACGGCCCUGAGCAGCGGUACUUUGUGGGCAUCAUCGACAUCUUCACCGUCUACGGCUUCAAGAAGAGGCUGGAGCACCUGUGGAAGAGCCUGCGCCACCCUGGACGGACCUUCUCCACCGUCAGUCCCCCAGCCUACUCCCACAGGCUGUGUCAGUGGGUGGAGGCCCACACCAAGUAGACUUGUCUGGCACAACGGAAAAACAUGAGCUGGGGACCCAGCGCUAGGUGGGCCAGGGCCAGGGGACAGCCAGACAAGAGAGGACAGCAAAGAGACGGA
Megalops cyprinoides (Indo-Pacific tarpon) is the source of this 1645-nucleotide messenger RNA. RefSeq names its product phosphatidylinositol 4-phosphate 5-kinase-like protein 1. The record is from RefSeq and is a predicted model, not a curated record. The transcript has 11 exons. NCBI's taxonomy places the organism in Eukaryota, Metazoa, Chordata, Actinopteri, Elopiformes, Megalopidae. Bases 197 to 1546 code for a protein of 449 amino acids. Gene Ontology annotation, molecular function: phosphatidylinositol kinase activity. Gene Ontology annotation, biological process: phosphatidylinositol metabolic process.